Molecule: messenger RNA, 3465 nt
Organism: Priceomyces carsonii
Lineage: Eukaryota; Fungi; Ascomycota; Pichiomycetes; Serinales; Debaryomycetaceae
Gene: BUD2
Product: Bud2p
Exons: 1
Coding region: 1-3465 (1154 amino acids)
Biological process (GO): regulation of GTPase activity
Source: RefSeq, a predicted model, not a curated record
AUGAAGCAGCAAAAAUCAAUACAGAAAAUCAUGCUAGAUGACAUGGGAACACUACAUGGCAGCGAAUACACGUUAUCCUCUGACGCGGUGACAUGGAUUCUUCCUCAAUCUAUACAGAUAACUGAAAAUGGGGAGCUAUACUCUAUCACAGCUGAAAACGAGCGCUAUUUGAUGUUGAGAUCUCUUCAAUCAUGCUUCGUACAAGUUUUCCCUAACAUGUCAUCACUGCAUAAGCAACUGAAACAACCAGCAAAACGACGUCUCAAUAAAAAAACUAGCUCCAAUACUUUGGAAAAUGGCACUGGUGCCAAUGGCACCAAUGCGUUCGAUGAACCUCCUGUGAUAUUUAUCAAGACCUAUGAUAAUGAAAAAUUGUAUGUCAGGGUUUCAAGACGGCCUGAUUUUAUUAAAUUGAUAAGCUGCUUAAUAGUUUGGCAAUCAUUGAAGCCCCUGGGUUUAGUAAAAAAAUGGUACUGUGAGAAUAAAGUGGAUAGAUCAAAAGUAACAGAAAAUCCUCACGAGCUCUUAGUUUGCAGAUUUAAAAUAUAUGGACCUAUUCCUAAAUUGAAAAAUUUAAAAGUGGUACAGGGUCCAAGGGCACCGACAUAUCAGCCGAGUGUGGAUACGCAGUUGGACAUUUCCGCUACUGGCUCAGCGAAUGCACAGUCAAAUAAUGAAAUCAAUGAAGGUUGGUUUUACACGAUGGGUGUUUUGAAAUCUAAUGGGGUAUUGAAUUUUAUUUCAGAGUUGGAUGGUACCUUGAUAUACUCCAUAGAUAUUAAGACUAUAAUGACUUCAGAGAUUAGAGAAGUACACCAUUCACUUUUUGAUAGUUCCAACGUUUUAUUCGUGGGAAAAAUCAAGGAGUUGAGAUCUAAUUCGGUUAUCAAAUCUGUAGGUCCACUUUAUAAAGAUCAAAAUUAUCCUUCCUUUUUAGUAAAGGAUGCUAAACCUAUUGCUAAUAGUCAAAGAAUAUUCAUCGAGUUUCCAUUGCAUAUCGAUUUGGAAGAUUGGUUCGUAGGUUUGAAUUAUUUUGCUAAAAAGGAAUAUAUUGGAGAAUUCGGACGGAAACUGAAAGCAAUGAAGGAUAAACUGGUGGCCACUCCAUCAUUAAGUGAUUAUAGUAAAGAGUCUUUAAGAGUAAGUAAAAAGAUCGUAAUUGAUAUAAUUGAAGCCAGGUUUGAUGAUAUGCUACCCGAGCAUUCAAAAGGCAAAGUCUAUGCAGAAGUAUUUAUGUGGGGAUUGAGUUGGUCGAGAACCGCCAUGGUGAACUGGAAUUCAAAUCCUUUUUGGAAAGAACAAUUUGCAACAGAUUUGCCAAUCCUGACGCAAAUGAUACAUAUCAUCAUUAAACAGGCUUCAAAUGCCAAGGUAUAUCUGUCUGCUGAUAAGGUGGUUGGUACUGUAUAUGUUACACCGGACGUAUUAUCUAAGCAGUUAGGCAAGAAUUCCACUAUAAUGACAGAAGCUGGGUUUGGUAGUUCCAUGUCUUUAGCCCACUCCUCCUCAUGCAAUACUUUGAGCGGGUCAAUUAACAAUGAUAUUGUGAGAUUAUCGAUUUAUGAUUCAUCUAAUAUUAGAAUUGGGAAUCUUAUGUUGAACGUCAGCUUAAAAGAAUACCAUGUGUUGGCUCCUAAUAAUUUUAAGCCCUUGGAAAGGAUGUUGAAAAAUGCCCCAAUGAAAGAAUUGAUUAAAUUUUGUAAUGAUAAUGUGCCAUCGUCUGAGUUUGAAAAUAUCAGUUUAAUAUUGUUAGAUAUAUUCCAAAGCUUAAGUGUUGAAUCGGAAUGGUUCAAGUCUUUAAUGGAAAUGGAAUUGGUGAAUGUCGAUAAAAUGACCAGAAAAAACUAUAUAUCAGGUAAAAGGAAUGAUAAAUCUCAGGCAAAAUCUUCCUCUAGUAAUAAUGUUUUCAAUACGUUAUUCAGAGGAUCAUCUAUUUUUUCGAAGUCACUAGAAAGAUAUAACCUUCGAAUUGGUCAAGAAUAUUUGGAGAAAGUGUUCGGCGAUUUUUUUACAAAAAUUGAACAAGAGAAAAAGAAUUGCGAGGUUGAUCCUCGAUAUGUCAAACUUCAAGAAAGCGCGUCACGAUUAGGAAAGUCUCUUGAAGAUUCCGACCUUGAUAGUGAUGAAGAAUAUAGCUCUGAUGAAGACCUCGAGAGAGAAGCAAAAGUCAAAGAAAUGACGGAACAAAAUUUUGAAAAUUUGUAUGGUUAUGCGGAAGAAAUUUGGAAUAAAAUUUAUAUCACGUCUAAUGAUUUACCUCAGCAGAUUAAAACUCAAUUAAAAAAUUUUAGGACUAAAGUUGAGUUGGCGUGUGACCCAGAUGAUAGAGUAACUGCGUUAAACUGCCUUAGUGCCUUCAUUUUUUUAAGAUUCUUUUGUCCAGCUAUUUUGAAUCCUAAGCUUUUUUAUUUAACAAGGAACCACCAGACAGGAACAUCUCAAAGAACUUUAACUUUAAUUGCAAAGAUCCUUUUGAACCUAGCGAAUCGGCAAGAAUUUUCUGCUCAUAAGGAACCACAUCUUCUUAAAAUGAAUUCGUUCUUAGAAGCACAUCAACAGGAGCUCUUGGAUUAUUUUGAUAAAAUCACUGGUAGAAAAAAUGAUUUCAAUGAGAAAAUACUUGACUUGAGUCAUGAAGUAAAGAGAUUUGAUUUAGGAAUAAGCAAUGACUCUACAUCCAGCGAGUUGCCAACCACACCGUAUCUUAUUGAUAAAUACUUGAGGCUAACUGAAUUGAUCCAUCUAUUAGAUCUAAGUUCCAUUUCGAAGCAACUGAGCCUACAACAAAUUGCUACAAUCACGUCUCAAUCAUCAACAUCGACGAUAAACUCUUUAAAUAAUGGCAUUAGUAUGACUAAUGACAUAUCCAAAUUUGGCACUGAGGAAUUUAAAAUAGACCAAGAAAAAAGCGUAUAUCAAAUUGGAUCUCUAGAGUUCGAAAAGUCAGAGUUUUUGGAUCUAGCAGGCGAUAACGAAACGGAAGGCUUCAUUAAAUCAUUAUGUGGAAAUGACGAAAAUAUAUUCUCCUUUAUAGACUCUAACGUCACGUUGAAGGAUAUCCAAAAAGUUAGUACAACCUUGACUAAUAAAAUUAAAAACCUUGAAGAUUUCCUAGAUAAUCCGGAGGUUCCGUCUAAUUACGAUGAUCCUGAUAUUUGGAAUGCUUUUGUAAGUGAUGUUUUGUCUCGGUGCUACAUUGACUUGUCGAGAAACAACUUGGUAUAUCUUGAAAGGGACAUGGCGGUACCUAGCUUCUACAAAGUUGUUGGCGACAGCGUCUUUGCAUACUUGAAGCUUAAGUUUUCUAUGAAUUCAGCAGAAAAUCAUUUGUCCAAUGACAUUGAUAGUAAUCAAGUGGUUAUAUCAAGCGGAUUGAUCUCAAGAUCAAUGAGCUCAAAUGCUUUGGGGAGUGUCCUUAAAGGUUCCUCUAAGAAUCCAUUUAGAAAAUGGAUGAGAAAAAGUUAA